This is a messenger RNA of Diospyros lotus (date-plum), 2474 nucleotides long. RefSeq names its product probable methyltransferase PMT19. The coding region runs from base 323 to 2152 and encodes 609 amino acids. The record is from RefSeq and is a predicted model, not a curated record. The transcript has 6 exons. Gene Ontology annotation, cellular component: cytoplasm; endosome; trans-Golgi network. Gene Ontology annotation, molecular function: methyltransferase activity. NCBI's taxonomy places the organism in Eukaryota, Viridiplantae, Streptophyta, Magnoliopsida, Ericales, Ebenaceae.
AAAAUUAACACUUAAGUGAUACGCUCAUAUCAAUAUAUUAUAUAUUUAUAUUAAUUAAAUUCCUAAUAUAAUGUGUGGUAAGAUAUGCCACCGACAAUGUUUGCUGCAUUGGAAAAGAGGAGAAGCAAGCCAAGGAAGGAAUCCCAGUAAAAGAAAGAGCUUGUCGACUUCACUCUCUCUCACUCUCACUCACUGUCACAGUCACAGAGAAAGCAUAUCCCGCCAUUGAUGAAGCUUCCAAAAGCUCUUUUCUUUUCAAUAUGUAUUGUAUAUAUAUAUUCACAUGGCAAUGGGAGAGUGGUGACGCCGCCGCCGCCGAAAAAUGGCAUCCGAAGCACCUCCCCGCCCAACCAAGAAGAAGUCGUCCUUCCACAAACGCACCCCACGCCAUUUGCUCCGCCGCUUCUCCAUCUUUUCCUUCCUCUGCUCCCUCUCCUACAUCCUCGGCCUCCACACCGCCCGCCGCCGCACCUCCUCCAUUCCACUCCCACUCUGCCGCCUUCUCUACAGCCCAUCUCCUUCCCCUCUCCGCUUCGAUCCCAACCACUCUCUCCCUCUGCCCCCAGACCCCCCGCAAAGCCCCCAGUUCUUCCCUUUCUGCCCCUCCAAUUUCACCCACUUCUGCCCUUGCCAAGGCCCCAUAAGUUCCUUUCACCGGAAGCGGCAUUGCUCCGGCGACGCCCGGAAGCUGCGGUGUUUGGUUCCGGCGCCGGUGGGGUACCGGCGGCCGUUUCCGUGGCCGAAGAGCAGGGACUAUGCUUGGUUCAGCAAUGUGCCUUUCCCGAGGCUGGCAAUGUCCAAGAAGAACCAGAAUUGGGUGAGAUUGGAAGGCGACCGGCUUGUUUUUCCCGGCGGGGGACCCUCGUUUCAGUCCGACGUCAAGGGUUAUGUCGACGAGAUCAGUCGGGUUCUGCCAUUGAAGUCGAGCAAGAUAAGGACUGUCCUUGAUGUUGGCUGUGGGCUGGCAAGCUCGGAAGCUUCCCUAAUGGAACAUGACAUUUUGACAAUGUCUAUUGCGCCUAGAGACUCUAUCCACGAAGCCCAAGUGCAGCUUGCCCUUGAAAGAGGGCUUCCAGCCAUGCUCACUGAGCUCAGUACCCACAGAUUAGCAUUGCCCGCCAGGUCUCUGGACAUGGCUCACUGCACAAGAUGCCUUGCUCCUUGCCUUUGCUCUGAUUAUGUUAAUCCAGAUGGCCUCUUCUUGCUGGAAAUCGACCGGGUUCUGCGCCCCGGUGGAUACUGGGUGCUGUCGGGGCCGCCUAUGAACCACGAGGGCAGCUGGGAGAGAACAUCUCAGGGCCCUGGGAAUGAGCAGAGGCGCCUGGAAGAUCUUGCCAGGCGGCUAUGCUGGAAGAAGACGGAGGAGACUGGCUCGAUCGUGGUGUGGCGAAAGCCUACUAACCAUAUUCACUGUGCCCAGAAGGUGAGGACUUGGAGAACUCCAAAAUUCUGUGCUGAAGCUGAUGAUCCUGAUGCUGGCUGGUACAGGAAGAUGGAUGCUUGCAUUACUCCUCUCCCCAAGGUUUCCGGCAUUCGCGAUGUAUCUGGAGGUGCCCUGGAAGAAUGGCCUAAGAGGUUGAGCGCUGCACCGCCUAGGCUGAGAAGCACAGCAGCCAUAGAGACCACGAUCAAGAUGUUUAAUGAUGAAAAUCAGUUGUGGAAAAGGAGGGUCGAGCUCUAUAGCAGCAUUCUCAAAUCUCUCUCGGUUGGUCGAUACAGGAACAUAAUGGACAUGAAUGCUGGCAUAGGAGGCUUCGCCGCCGCCCUUGCUGGCUAUCCAGUGUGGGUCAUGAAUGUGGUUCCUUCUCAUCAUUCCAAGAACAAUACUCUUGGGAUCAUCUAUGAGCGUGGCCUGAUAGGGACCUAUAUGAACUGGUGUGAGCCCUUCUUGUCGUACCCUCGAACUUAUGACUUAAUACACGCCGAUGGUUUGUUUAGCAUGUACAUGGACAAGUGCGACAUCACUGACAUUCUGUUUGAAAUGCAUCGGCUCCUACGCCCCCAUGGAGCGGUUGUGAUAAGAGACCAGGUCGACACCAUUGUCAAAGUAAAGGGAAUUAUGGAGAAGAUGAGAUGGAAAGGUAAGGUUACAAACAACGAACGUGGGCCUUUCCAUCCUGAGAAGAUACUGUUUAUCGACAAUUUCGGGUGACAGAACAUAACAAGGCUUUGAUGAACAUGUAACACGUUAAAUUUCUAUCCAUAUCAGCAAUUGUGUUGAUUGUGCAAUUUAGCCUAGCAAAUAAUCUCAAAGUUCAUUUAAAGGUAGAAUGCAAAUGUUGGCAUAUAUAGUGAACUCAAAGUAAUGUCUCAUUUGAUUUUGCCAAGAAGAUCUAUACCUUGUUUUGGAAGGAUUUUUUCUUAUUCAUUACCUUGUAGUUGCAAAUAGCCAGUGGUCUUUGGUCCCAGUUUUGGACUGAAGAUUAGGGAUUAUUCUCUUUCUGUUUUAUUUUUAAUUUUGAAUUCAUUUUUAA